AUGCAUAUGAACGACAUGAAUGCUACUCCUCCCCUCCCCAAUGUUUCUCGCUUUUUCUUUAAUGCCUUACCCUUUUAUGUCAUGUCAGCCAUAGUCACAUGUUCACCAAGCAAAGUUCUAGCUGCUGCUCAUUAUAAAGACACCAUUCGGACGCUUCCCUCCAUUUUUUUCCCAAACUUGGUCAUGAAUCCCUUAACCCUCUUGCUCCUUUUGCCCGUUUUUACUCAGUUUUUGGAAGUUGAGCCUGCAAGACCCAAGCUUCCAGGGAAAACCAGGUUCCCCAUCUCACAAAUCAGUGUGAUGGGUUUUGUUUAUUGUGAUUUCUGCUCCAACAACAGCUUUUCCAGACACAGCUACUUCUUGUCAGGUGCUGAGGUCAAAGUUGACUGCAUGUUCAAAGCACUCUCAGAGAAAACUGCUGAACAGAUUUCACUUUCAGUAAACAGAACUACCAACAAAUAUGGGAUGUACAAGCUGGAAAUCCCUUCAGUGGAUGGAGUGAAAUGUGCAGAAGACUCAGCAGUUGUGUCCUCAUGCCAAGCAAGCUUAUUAGGUAGUACAUCCUCUGCUUGCAAUGUUCCUGGCUACAGAACCACUUCUAAUGUGAUAGCAAUCAAAGCAAGAAAAGCCAACCUCUGCAUAUACAGCUUCAAUGCUUUGACUUUCAGACCAUCCAAGAGGGACAUCACCUUAUGUGGUAAUUAA
Messenger RNA from Sphenostylis stenocarpa, 705 nucleotides. NCBI's taxonomy places the organism in Eukaryota, Viridiplantae, Streptophyta, Magnoliopsida, Fabales, Fabaceae. The record is from the annotation of a GenBank genome assembly.